Callorhinchus milii (elephant shark) is the source of this 726-nucleotide messenger RNA. RefSeq names its product voltage-dependent T-type calcium channel subunit alpha-1I-like. The record is from RefSeq and is a predicted model, not a curated record. NCBI's taxonomy places the organism in Eukaryota, Metazoa, Chordata, Chondrichthyes, Chimaeriformes, Callorhinchidae. The annotation marks the transcript as partial. Gene Ontology annotation, biological process: sodium ion transmembrane transport; membrane depolarization during action potential; neuronal action potential. Gene Ontology annotation, molecular function: low voltage-gated calcium channel activity; voltage-gated sodium channel activity. The transcript is spliced from 5 exons. Gene Ontology annotation, cellular component: plasma membrane; voltage-gated sodium channel complex; neuron projection.
AUGCUCACCACGUGCCGCCCAGACUAUGGGGACUGCGAUCGGUCCACCGGAGGGCGCUCUCACACCGAGGACCAGACCACCGGGACCUCACUGAGGAGAAACGAGAUGUCUUCCCAACGGAACUCCUUUUCCGUGGAUCGCGGGAGAGGGGUUUGGGUGAAGACUGUCCUGGAGCCGGUUGGAUCUCCUCCGGGAAUGGCUUUCGGCCACGCCUGGGAAGUGCUGAAACUGCUGAAGAUGGCCACUGGGAUGAGAGCUCUCCUGGACACAGUAGUGCAAGCUCUUCCGCAGGUGGGAAACCUCGGUCUCCUCUUCAUGCUGUUAUUUUUUAUCUACGCUGCACUGGGGGUUGAGCUGUUUGGCAGAUUAGUGUGUAACGAGGACUACCCGUGUGAGGGUAUGAGCCGACAUGCUACCUUUGAGAACUUCGGGAUGGCUUUCCUCACCCUCUUCCAAGUGUCAACCGGGGACAACUGGAACGGGAUAAUGAAGGACACGCUGAGGGACUGUAAUGGGGAAGACCGCACGUGUCUGACCAAUCUGCAGCUGAUCUCUCCGCUGUACUUCGUCAGCUUCGUGCUGACGGCGCAGUUCGUGCUGAUCAACGUGGUGGUGGCCGUCCUGAUGAAGCACCUGGACGACAGCAACAAGGAGGCCCUGGAGGACGCCGAGCUGGACGCCGAGAUCGAGCUGGAGCAGGCUCAGAAGCUGUGCGGGCCGGGGGCC